AUGCGCGACGGGACACGGGACGGGGCGGGCGGCAGCGGUGCUGGGUCAGGGGCGCGCGGGGGUCCCACGGGGGAAGUGGCUCUGGGGGCCCCUGACCCCGAACCCCCGCAGGUGCCGGGCAGCCUCCGGCGGAAGGCGGCGGCGGGCACGGCCCCGUCGGAGCUGCAGGAGCUGCGGAGCCGCACGGAGCGCGCGGAGCGGCGGCUGCUGGCCUGCGAGAACCUGGUCGGGGAGCUGGGCAGCGGCCUGGCCGCCCUCAGCACCCUCCUGCAGGGCUACGGGCAGCUGCAGCAGCGCCUGCUCAACCUGGAGAACCUCCUCAAGAACAGGAACUUCUGGAUCCUGCGCCUGCCCCCCGCCUCCGGAGGGGAGAUCCCCAAGGUGCCGCUCACCUUCGAUGACAUCUCGGUGUAUUUCAACGAGCUGGAGUGGGAGAGGCUGGAGCGCUGGCAGAAGGAUCUGUACAGGGCCGUCAUGAGGGGCAACUAUGAGACCUUGGUGUCCCUGGACUACGCCGUGUCCAAGCCCGACAUCCUGUCCCAGCUGGAGAGGGAUGAAGAGCUCAGUGACAGAGAGGGUCAGGAGUCCCCGUGGACACAGGCUGGGGACGGUCAGGAGCCCCUCUGGGCAGCAGAAGAGAGGGACAAGGCAGACGAGGCUGGAGGAGAUGGAAGCCCCGUGGAAGCUGCCCCAGACGGUGCCGAGUCCAAACCCAGCAGCUGGAGCUGCCUCGAGAGGGAUGAAGAGCCCAGCAACGAAAAGGGUCCCGAGCCCUCAUGGACACAGCCUGGGGACAGCCAGAAAACCCCACAGAUACAGCCUGGGGACAGCCAGAAAACCCCAGAGUCACACAGUGGGAACAGCCCGAAAUCCCCACGGACACGGAGUGGGAACAGCCAGAAAACCCCACAGAUACAACCUGGGGACAGCCCAAAAUCCUCAUGGACACGGAGUGGGAACAGCCAGAAAAUCCUACAAACACAGAAUGGGGACAGCCAGAACCCCCCACAGAUACAACCUGGGGACAGCCCAAAAUCCUCAUGGACACGGAGUGGGAACAGCCAGAAACCCCUACAGACACAGAAUGGGGACAGCCCAAAAUCCCUAUGGACACGGAGUGGGAACAGCCCAAAGUGCCCAUGGGCACAGGGUGGGAACAGCUCAAAGUGCCCAUGGACACGGAGUGGGAACAGCCAGAAAACCCCACAAAUACAGACUGAGGACAGCCAGAACCCCCCACAGAUACAGACUGGGGACAGCCCAAAAUCCUCAUGGACACGGAGUGGGAACAGCCAGAAAACCCCACAGAUACAGAGUGGGGACAGCCCAGAGUCCCCUUGGACACGGAGUGGGAACAGCCCAAAGUCCCCAAGAACACAGAAUGGGAACAGCCCAAAGUCCCCAAGGACACAGAAUGGGAACAGCCCAGAACCCCCAUGGACACAGAGUGGGAACAGCCCAAAGUCCCCAAGGAUACAGAGUGGGAACAGCCCAGAGUCCCCAUGGACACGGAGUGGGAACGGCCCAAAGUCCCCAAGGAUACAGAAUGGGAACAGCCCCGAACCCCCAUGGACACGGAGUGGGAACAGCCCAAAGUCCCCAAGGACACAGAGUGGGAACAGCCCAAAACCCCCACAGACACAGACUGGGAACAGCCCCAAGUCCCCACAGGCAGAGAGUGGGGACAGCCAGACACUGCCUCAGACACAGACUGGGAACAGCCCCAAGUCCCCACAGGCAGAGAGUGGGGACAGCCAGACACUGCCUCAGACACAGACUGGGGACAGUCAGAACCCCCUCCAGACAGGUGUCCCCCACAAUCAGAAGCCCCCACAGACACCAGGAGAGAUGGAGCAGCAGGAAGAGGCUUCGGGAGAGGAUGCCAUGCCCUUGGAAGCUGGCCCAGAGCUCCCCAUCCUGAUGAUGAACGUGAUGUCCCUGGGGGACAAUCAGCUGGGGACGGCGGCAGAGGAGGACGCGGAGAUGGAGGAGGACCCGGGAGAGCCUGACACUGAGGAAGCCUUAUCCAUGGAAGAUGAAACACUGUGUGAAGGGGCUUUUCUUGAGGACAUCAAGGUGAAGGAAGAGGAGCCUGAGCUGCUGGCAGAGGAAUCCACACCCUCUCCCGAUUCAGAGAUCCAGAAGUGUCCCAAAAACGAGCUGGUGAAAGCCAAGAUCAAGAAGAAGCCGAACCGGUGCGAGGCCAGCAACCUCCUGAUGGGCAACUGCCGGCGCGGGUACGUGCGGGAAUGGUCCCAUCCCUGCACGGAGUGCGGGAAGCGCUUCCGCCUCAAGAUCAACCUCAUCAUCCACCAGCGCAGCCACGCCAAGGAGGGGCCCUACGAGUGCCCCGUGUGCGAGAUCGGCUUCAGCACCAAGCGGCACCUGGACCUUCACCGCGGCAUCCACGUCAAGGACAGAGCCUUCGGGGCCAAGGUCUGGGGCAACGUCCACCCCGAGCUGCGCAUCCGCCCGCGCAGGGACCUGUGCGGCGGCGGCCACGCCGGGGGGACCUGGCUGGGCCAGCCCAAGGAGGAGCCGGACAGAGAGGGCCUGUCUGGCACAGGGAUCGUGCAGCCGCCCAACCCCAGGCAGAAGUGCCCCCACUGCAAGAAGUUCCUGGCCUGGUCCACGUCGAUGCGGCGGCACCUCCAGACGCACAUGCGGGACCGGCCCUACUGCUGCAGCUCCUGCAACAAGUGCUUCACCCGCAGCAAUCACCUCCUGCGCCACAAGAAGAUCCAUGAGAGGGCUCUGGCCGCACUCCAGCGGGAGGCCAAGGCCCAGCCCCCUGCUGCUAUCCCGGCGUCCCUGCAGCACCAAGCUCCCGAGGCCGAGAGGAGCCCUUCCCGAGAGAAUGGGAGCCCUGAGGCUGCAAGAGCGAGCCUGCCCAAUGUGCUGCUGUUGGAGGCAAUGCCACUGGGGCUCCCGGACAAGGGCUCCCCACUCCCUGACUGCAUCAGGAAAGCUGUGCAGCCCGUGGUCCAGCUGGGAACGAGGGCAGUGGUUUCGGAGAUGACAGAGAAAUGACAGACCCCAGGACAGAUCUGAGCUGUGCGUGUCCCUGGAAGGAAGCUGCUUGUUGGGUUUGCACCUGGUGGGACACCAAGAAUGGGAAUCUGCUGUGUUUUAGGAGCUUCCCGAGUUGUAGAAAGAAUGGGAAGCUUGGUGACCACAACAGAGAGCAAAUUGCAGAAGCCUCCAGUGAUCCAUAAUGCUUCACCAUUCCACUGACUUGUUCCUGUUGGCUGAUACUUGGAAUUUUCCCAAGCUGACAUUCCUGGGAGAUGACCAGGUGAAUCCUGGUCAUACAGGAGCAGAGCUUUCGCAUUCUUCGAUGUUGGAGCUGACUCCUUGCAUUCGGAAACACAACUGAAGAGGGCAGGGAGAAGGGAAUGGAGCUGGCAGCAUUCCCAUAGAGCCCUUUGCUCCAUGGAACAAGCAUCCUGACUGAGACACCAGAUGGAGAGUGACAUCUCUGAGACCCCACCGUGUCCUGGCCACCCCCACCCUGGGGAGGAGAUCCACCAACAGCCCCUUCAGCAGGUUGGGAACACUGGAGCUUUGCACUGGAAGAUCCAUAGGACAAACCAAACCCCAAUAUUCUGUGCUGGCAUAUUCCAGGGAUCCCGGCAGGUCCGUGAGGAAGGCCACGGCACUCUCAGGACUAUCCUGCACAGGUGCAGAGUGAUUUUAGGAAUACUUGACGGGUCAGCCAGCCCCAUGCUGCAGCAGCACCCCAAUCCUCGUGGAUCCGCCUGCACGGAGCAGCCCCUCAGCUCUAGAGGAAGCUCCCACUCUCCCAACCACAGCUCGUCCCCUUUUGCCCAAAAUCCCACCGUAAUGAAUCCUAUGGGAAAACAGUUCUGCAGCUACCUCAGUCAGGGAGAGGGGACCUGCCCGGAGGCAGCCAGUGGAAGCCAGGCCUGGCGCUGCCCCAGUGUCCCCUGGAGCCACCAGAGCAGUGUCCUUGGCCAGAGCCCCACGUGCCUUCCACACGCUGGGUGUGCACAGGGAGAACCUCCUGCCCGGAGCCAGCGCCACACGGACACGGUGGAGCAGCUGUUGGGACUCCUGCAUUUAAGUUUUCCAGUUUUUUUUGUUUUGAGUUGUUGGAUGUAAUUAUUUGAUAUCCUGAGAUCUCUGUCCCUCUCUGAGCAGUGAGCACUGGUGGGCUUUUCCCAUCUUUCAUUCCGAGUCACUCCCAGGGUGUGAUGGUGCUGCUGUGGGAAGCUUUGGGAGCUGAGGGAACGCCUGUGCCACAUCCAGGUGUGAUCCUCAGCCACCUCCUGCUCCAUGGGAUGGACAGCAGCAUCUGAGCUGCUUCAUAGGAAUACACAUGACAUCCCACUGCUCCUCUGGGCUGGUGUCUCACACUUCCUGCCCCUGGGAUUUCGGUGUGGAGCAUUCCCAGCCUGCAGCAGGAGCCAGGCGGGGUGCCAGUGGCAGACACAUGACCAUGGAUCUGGCAGUGAGCCAUUGGUUGGUUAUCCCUGCCCACACAGAGAUGCCAGUGCUCCCCAGUUGAUCCCGGGGCAUGGCUGAGCUGGUGUGCCAGUGCUGAAGGCCAGCAGAAGGGCAAGCAGCCCCAGCCUGGCACUUCUAAAUCUGCUGUAACGAGGAGCAGCAUUUCCUGCGACAUUUCCGAUCCCUUUCUCAGGCUGUGGAAUCAAUAAAGUAUUUGUCUCUAUGUCUGGCUGCUUUGGGGGCUGUGCUGGUGCCUGUGGGCACAGAACUGGGAUCAGCCAGGACAGCUCUCAGCAGGAGGGUUUUGGGAGUCAGUGCCAGCAGCUCCA
Messenger RNA from Passer montanus (Eurasian tree sparrow), 4796 nucleotides. RefSeq lists its product as uncharacterized. The transcript is spliced from 7 exons. NCBI's taxonomy places the organism in Eukaryota, Metazoa, Chordata, Aves, Passeriformes, Passeridae. The record is from RefSeq and is a predicted model, not a curated record. The coding region runs from base 1 to 3030 and encodes 1009 amino acids. Gene Ontology annotation, biological process: regulation of DNA-templated transcription.